This is a messenger RNA of Aedes aegypti (yellow fever mosquito), 1426 nucleotides long. RefSeq names its product zinc finger protein 782-like. Gene Ontology annotation, cellular component: chromosome. The record is from RefSeq and is a predicted model, not a curated record. NCBI's taxonomy places the organism in Eukaryota, Metazoa, Arthropoda, Insecta, Diptera, Culicidae. Gene Ontology annotation, molecular function: chromatin insulator sequence binding. The transcript has 4 exons. The coding region runs from base 482 to 1144 and encodes 220 amino acids. Gene Ontology annotation, biological process: regulation of transcription by RNA polymerase II.
GGUUGAAACUGUGAUUCAGAACGGGUUGCGCCAGUUCCAACCUAGGUUCAAAAACGAAUUCGACAUAAGUCACGUUAAAGAGCUUCCAAUUGUUGAUGUAAAAUUGAUUAUUCAACAAAAUGAAAAAACCGAUGAGCCGGGAGGACGAUCAGACAACGAAGAGUACAGCGAGAUUGGAGAAUUUCUUUUGGACAACAGAUUUACUGGCCACUUACAAGACCAGCAUGAUAUACACCACAAGGUGCUGCCUCCAAACAAAAAGGAGUCAAAAGAGUGGUGCAAGCUCAAAGAAAAUGGAUCGAAUAGACAUGACGAUGUGACAAAAAGUAAAGACAGACUAUUCAAAUGCGACAUAUGCUCUAAGACGUACAAGUACAAUCGAACCUUGUACGCCCACAAGAGGUUUACACAUGGAGCAAAAGAACAUUUUUGUCCCAUUUGCGAAAAACCAAUCGCUUUUAGGCAUCAGAUUGAACGGCAUAUGCGAACGCAUAAUCCCAUUCACGAACGCCAAGAGGAAAUCACUGGCGAUACGUUCAAGUGUGACGUGUGUCAAAAAGCGUUCAGCAACAAAAAUGCUUUAGGCAAUCACAAGAUUUACGUUCACGGACCGAGGAAGUACAAGUGCGAAAUUUGCGGGUUUGCCUUCCGAGUACGAUGCAGAUUGAUGAAGCAUAUGCAGGGACACGAACGAAAGAGACAGAAGAGUCAACCACAGAACACAUCUCGGGAAAUUUAUGAGGACAUUUCCUUCAAACCUGAUCAAGCGGAACAUUCAGAUAACAACCUCCAACCUUCAAAGGAACUUGCCAAAUUGAGUUCUAUAAGAUCUUCUCAGCGGAUUGAAAAGAAACAGUCGCGCAAUUAUCAACUUGAUAAGUCUGGAAGAAACUGUUCGAAGAAAAGCAUCAACGGAAAUCGUCAGAUUCGUAGGACCCAUUCCUGCUCGAAAUGCGACAAACAAUUCACAUCAGAAGCGAAACUGAAGCAGCAUGCCAGGGCAAAGCAUCUGGAGGACAACACAAAGAAUGAACAUCUUGAACUAGAUGGUGAAGCGUCCAACGUGGUAGAUGGUACUUGGUCGGAGGAAGAGGAAGUCAUUAUCAAGUUCGAAGUAGAAGAGAUAAAACUUGAGCCAGAAUGAAAUGAAUAACAAAAAUGCAGCCCCAAUUUGCAGUUAGUAUUUUUGAUGUAUCUUUUUCACAGAUUAGAAAGAUUUCACCAUCUAAUUGAUUAUCGCACGUGACUGUAACAAUGUAUUAUUGCUAGAAUUUCUUAAAAUACCUUCGUAAAAUAUCUUAGUAAGUUUUUUUAUCUCUUCAGGUAUAAUGACACAAGAUACGCCUUAAAUCCACCAUAGAAAAAGAUAGAAUGCUACUUUACCUAUUGACUUCACAGUAUUAAAAUCAGUCCAAGAAUUUCAAAA